CCCUUCAAUGCAAACACAAUCACUGUCUCUUCCCUCUUAUCUUUUUUCGGAAUCAAUCAAUAUGAAGUUCAUACUCUUCUUUGCUUUAUCCUUCUUCCUCCAAGGAGCUCUUGGUGAGUUGAUAUGCGAGGAACUACCAGUUGAAAUGUGUGCGCUUUCAAUUGCAUCAGACGGAAAGAGGUGUGUGCUGGAGAGUCGCCCGUCUGAAGAAGGAAAUAUUGAAGUGGAGUGCCAGACUUCAGAAGCAUUUGCAAGUAAUAAAAUGUUGCAGGAAUAUAUAGAGACAGAUGAAUGCGUUGGUGCAUGUGGUGUUGAUAGGCAAUCUCUUGGCCUCUCUUCAGAUGCCCUUGUUGAUUCUAAAUUCAUUGCCAAGCUAUGUUCACAUCACUGUUACAACAAUUGCCCCAACAUUAUCGAUCUUUACUCCACUGUCGCUUCUGCUGAAGGAUUAUCUUUGCGAAAAAUGUGCGCAUCUCAGAAAACUCGUCCACGCCGUGGAAUGUCUCAGUCCGCGUCCCUAAGUUCAGGUGCAGCUGCUCCGGUUGUUUCUAGUGGCACUACUGAUGCAAAUCCACCUGUCGGCAGUGAUCCAAUGACUGGUGCAGAUCCUCCUGCCAGCAAUGGUCCAGUGACUGAUGCAGCUUCUCCUGCCGGCAAUGAUCCAGUGACUGACGCAGUUUCUCCUGCCAGCAAUGAUCCAGUGACUGAUGCAGCUUCUCCAUCCGGCAAUGAUCCAGUGACUGCCGGCAAUGAUCCAGUUUCUGAUGCAGCUCCUCCUCCUUCUCAAUAUUGAAUUGAUUAGAUAUUGUGCUACUAAUAAAUGUGUACAACAU
Molecule: messenger RNA, 833 nt
Organism: Solanum stenotomum
Lineage: Eukaryota; Viridiplantae; Streptophyta; Magnoliopsida; Solanales; Solanaceae
Exons: 3
Coding region: 8-793 (261 amino acids)
Source: RefSeq, a predicted model, not a curated record